AAAAACGCUAAAAAAUAAAAAUCCAAAUGAAAAUAAUCAAAGCUAUGCUGUUUUAAUUUCCACACACACAUACAGUCAUAUACAUAGAUAGUGUAACUAACAAAUAGCCUACUUUGUUUACAACUUGAGUUCUACGUUGUUCUUGUACCGACAGGCGAAGAAAUUGGUUUUGUUUUCUUUCCAGCUAUUUAUUUGGUUGCCAUGUAGGCAGUUGUUGUUGUGCGAAUAGGCAGCCACCUGCGCAUCGAUCCAACAACACAUUGAGUGUUGAAUGAAGGCUUUUCAGCAUUAGGCGAUUGUGCUUUUAAAUUUUCUAGCAAAGAAGUAAUUAAUAAAUUAAAAGGUUUUUUCGCAAGUAAAUUAUUUGUUAGUAACUUCACUCAUAACUGCAACCACUCAAUGAGCUCAACGCCGAAAUGGUAUUGUCGCAACAAAUCAACGCCACCCAUACAAACUUUUGCAGAGAUUACGAAAUUGGGCAAGGAAUUGCGGCAUGUCACAUAUCGCAUAGCAGUUGAUGUGAAGGUCGACGUGUUCGAUGAGCAUAAUACACUUUUGGAAGAAGUGGAGCAUGUUUGCGAACUCUACUGGAACCUGAAGAACGAAUCACGAAAUCAUGACAUUCACUCAUUAAGUAAGAAAAUCAAACGUAGUCCUUACAACGUCUUGUUACUGCAGAAGUAUAAUAUGCUUAUGGAGAUCAAUGAGCGGCGCUUUUGCCAACUAAUGUUCGUGCUUAAGCAGACGGUCACGCAAUUGCUACGCAAGUCGUCGCAAUCGGACAUGUGGUUAAAUUGGGCUUUGCAAAUAGCAAAUUUACACAAUAAAUGGAAUCGACGUGAGACAUUAAAGGAUCCCAGUGACUGCAGCGAGGGCUUGCCCAUGGAGUCAGAAAGUAUAAUGAGUGAGAAAAAUACAUCGCUAAGAGAUGUGAGCAAAGAGCUCACUAGCACUACCGAGUGGAAUGCGAAUAUCUGCAGCAAUAUGUAUCCGACAUUGCUGUUACCACAGAAGCCCAUAGAUUUUGCAUAUAUUUUACAGCACGCGUCCCAAAUGCGCACCGAACAAAAUUCGCUUGAUCUACUAUUCGGUCUCUUCAAUAUGAGCGAACAAGAGCAGGCUGAGGCCGCUGCUGCAGCUGCAGGCACAUCUACUGGCGCCAUGAUGCCAACAGGCACAAUUGCAAACGAAUUGGGAGUCAAUGCAGGCACAGUUGGUGAUACUUGUGAGUCGACUGCAUCCAGUUUGGAAAUAUUGCGCAUACUCACGCUCAAUAUGCACGGCGACGGCGAGUAUAUAGACUACAACAACGGCGCUGAUAUGGAUGGUGGAAUAUGGAAAGAGAAAAGUAAUUGCCGUAAAUAUGCUGAACAUUUUUUGGAUCGCGAACGUGCGUACCUCAGUCAACUCAUUGCCAAAUCGUAUGAUUAUUGCCCGAGUGUUUUUGGUAAGCCCUGCACUCGAGGAGAUUUGAGUGAUUUUGUAAUGCGCGGCAUGCGACUGAUAUGGUCCAAUGUAGGACUUAUUCUGGAUCACAUAAUUUUGUGGUGGAUUGACACACCUCUCGCUUGUUACCCGUUAACCCACGUGGAAACGAUGAGACAUUGGUUGAAGCAUCAUAGGGUGGAAGAUAUUCCGGAACCUGUUUACUCAACAUUACGCGGAGUUGCUGAAAGUCUUACUAACUUUGUUUCCGUUAAUGUCUGGGAUCAAUUAUUUCGUUAUUCGUUAUUAUCAACAAAUUGCCAGCCAGCAACAAUGGAACGCGCUUUACAGUUCCAUCGACCCGUGGGCCAGGAGGAGCAUCUGGGCACCUACACUGGCAGCUUUUGGGUGCUAGUCUUCCAGAAUUUGAUAGAAUUAAGCAAUAGUUACUUUCCAAGUAGUGAAACACAAAUGCAUAUCAGUAGUCUGCCUGUGGCCGAACAAAUACCUAUUCUACAUCGCAUUGAUCACUCCGUACACUCCAUGCGUUUAUGGGUAAAAGAGCAAGCCAAACAACUCUGCUGUGAAUGGCAAAUGGAUCGCUUCUUUCGCAUAAUGGAGCACGAUGUGCGUGUGUGUUUGUCCGGCUUCAUUAAGCAUAAGUUACCCAAAUUAACUGCCGAUCUCACCGAUAUUCUCAUGCUCGUUAACGUUGCGUUGCGCGCUAAAUUGAUAUUGGAGAUCAAUGUCAAUGUUGACAAACUUAAGAAAACCAAUGAAGAAUGCGUUCAAAUUAUGUCCGAAGUGUGUCGUAUACUCAGUCUUGCCAAUUUCAAGCUCUCCUUUCCGCCUGCCAGCCACUGGCAGCAACGGGUCUUCGAUGAAGAUGUGAAAAACGAUUAUGUCGACUAUGUGCUUGAUCAAAUAUUUUUACCUGCCAUUAAAGCCACUAAAGAUUUGGUGACCUUAAAAUUGAUUUUGAAGAUUAUAUGUGAAGCUUGGCUUGACUAUAUUUAUAUGAAACGCAUCAAAUUCAGUGUGAAUGGUGCGGUGCAACUACUGAAUGACUUCGAUUGUGUACGCGAAUGGAUUUUGGCUUGCACGUUGCUCAGUGCCGAACAGUUGGAAAAGUUAAGUAAUCACGAGGUACUGCGCAUGUGUAAGGGUGUCGGUAAAAUACUGUUACGCAAGCCGGAGGAUGUAAUUUCGAUUAUACAAACACCGAAAUUUGAUUACGAUCGGAAAACGGUGGGAGUUGAUGCCGCUGCACAAGAGACCCAAUUGCCAUCGGAAAUGUUUGUAUCGAAUCAAAAAAACUGGUUACAAUUGCGUGCCAACAAAGGCAAUAUCUUCAGUUGGUGUUGCAGUGAUUCAGCGGUGUAAAUGCUGGAGCAUAGUUUACAACUAAUAUAAGUUGAAAGAAAAGCUAACAACGUAGAACUGCCUAUAAUAAUACGCAUAAUGAAUAUAACGGUUACGGUAUCCGCAAUUAAAAUUAAUUAUCAUUUCUUGUGAUAAACAUUAAUCGACUUUGGAUAAUAAUCCAUAUUUUAUCAAUUACGUAUGAUCGAUUGGUUGCAGAGCAGCCACUGAAUUGAUUUUUGCUCUAAGUUUUUUUUAUUAUUAUAUUUUUUAUCUAACAUUUCGCUGCUUUAUUAAAAUUUUUAUACUCUCGCAACAAAAGUUGCUAAGAGAGUAUUAUAGUUUUGUUCCCAUAACGGUUGUUUGUAAGUCCUAAAACUAAACGAGUUUGAUAUAAGGUUAUAUAUACCAAAGUGAUCAGGGUGACGAGUAAAGUUCAAAUCCGGAUGUCUGUCUGUCCAAAAUGGCGAUAACCGAAAACAAAUAAAGAGUUAUAACUAAGCUAUAUAAAAAGCUAUUAAAGUAAAAUUUGGUACAAAUGAUUGUUCUCGGAAGUGGAAUAUUUGGAUGCAAUUUUUUUGGAAAAGUGGGCAUGGCCCCGCCCCCUACCAAGUUUUUUGUACAUAUCUCGUAAACUAAUACGAAAUUUUUCAGAAUCGUUUUUUCAGGCAUUUCCUUAUAUAGUCCAAAAAUGGAGGAAAUCGGAAAAAUGCUUUAAUUCAGUAAGGAAAACCAACGGAAACCUUUAAUUUUAUUAUAAAGAAGGCGCAGAAGAGCUGUACACAAUUUUAAAUGGGCGUGGUUCCGCCCACUUAUGGGUCAAAAACCAUAUCUCCGAAACUACUCGACCAAUUUCAAUGAAAUUCGGUUUGUAAUAUUUCCCUUGCAUCCCAAUUAUAUGUUGUGAAAAUAGUUCAAAUCGGUUCACAACCACGUCUACUUCCUAUAUACCAGAACUUUGAAGUCGAUCUGAACCGUUUACUUUACAAUAUAUAAAGUAAGCAUUAGUGAAGAUAUCAGAACAGAACUUUGCACAAAUACUACAUUUAUAGUGUGACAUCGCCCUUCUAAAAAUCGUCGAAAUCGGACCAUACAUUUUCAAGGCCCCAUAUAUCGAACAUGAGGACCUCAGGGCUUCUAAUUUUUUUUACCGGAAAUAUAGAUAAGUCUCUCAGAUAUUUUGAAGAAAUUCAGAGGGGAUAUCUUUCAUUUAAUAAUAUGCCAACGUGUCUAAA
Molecule: messenger RNA, 4022 nt
Organism: Zeugodacus cucurbitae (melon fly)
Lineage: Eukaryota; Metazoa; Arthropoda; Insecta; Diptera; Tephritidae
Exons: 10
Coding region: 400-2808 (802 amino acids)
Source: RefSeq, a predicted model, not a curated record